CCUGGGUCUGGAUAAUUCUCUUCAUCGUCCCGUCGUUUGUGCGAUUGCCAACAAUAAAGUGCGCGGGCUCAUCGGCUGUGGCAGGGAAACACAAGAGGCUUAAAGUCGGUGCGCAAAAGAUCGUCCAGGCUGGGUCGGUUGUCAGUAGAGCUGACCAGGAUGGUGGUGUUGCUGCUACGAAUCAGCUCUGGGAUGCUCGUUGGCAUUUCUUCCAGUUGCAUUCGCGCCCGCAUCCGCUUCGGCGUCGGUUCCACCGUGCCCAUUGGUGUCUGUGGCUGCGACUGUGCCUGUGCCUGGUCUCCUUCUGAUAUUGUCUGCACAGCUGGCUGCGACUGCACUUGCGGCUCCUCACCUCGGGCAACCUGUUGUUCGGCUGGUGGUUCUGCCGGUUGUGGCUGGGGCUGCUUCCUCUUCAUCCCCCUGGCCAUCCUUUGUGUCGCAGACCGCUUGUGGCCCUCUUCUGGUAGUGGCAGAAUAUCCUCAUAUGUCUGUGGGCGCGCAACACGGCGCUGCGACCUGCGCAGUAAUGACGCUGACAUGCAUUUUUUGGUCUCAGAAUCAAGAUCCCUUGUAAAUGUUCCCAGUUCCAUGUCGCCAUAUGGCUCACGGCUGAAAAGCAUCUUGAAUACUGUGAGCACUGUGUUUUGGCCAUUGGUACUGGCUGUCGCCCUCUCCUGCGCCAUCUCCCUAAACCGCUGCUUCUGCUCUGGCGUGCUGGCACUCCAGUGCCUGUCGGCUGUAUUGGCUAUACCACCACCCUCUGCGCCUCCUACAUGUGCCCAUCGGGUUCAGUUAGAGGCUCAAAGCUGUUGUGCUAGAUGCAUGAACUGUGUAGAUAGCGCAGCGUACCUGGGUCAGCUUGUGGAGAAGAUGACAUCGAGCUGACAACCUCGACGAAAAAGUCUCUUGCUUUGCCUCUUGGUGAUCUCAUGUUACGACAAAAGCAAGCAGUGGAAAAUGAAAAAAAAAGGUAAACUGAAAGUAGGGAGGGGAGAGAAGACAGGAAAAGACGCAGCCGGCGGGAAAUUUAUAGCUGGUACAAAAGCCACCGGCAGGUGCCGUCACCUUGCAAACGAACUUGCCUCAACCGUCAUCAGCAGCUGAACCAAAUUAGCCAGAAUCGG
Molecule: messenger RNA, 1124 nt
Organism: Linderina pennispora
Lineage: Eukaryota; Fungi; Kickxellomycota; Kickxellomycetes; Kickxellales; Kickxellaceae
Exons: 1
Coding region: 160-885 (241 amino acids)
Source: RefSeq, a predicted model, not a curated record